Messenger RNA from Colletotrichum higginsianum IMI 349063, 390 nucleotides. RefSeq names its product Ribosomal protein L37. Gene Ontology annotation, cellular component: ribosome; cytosolic large ribosomal subunit. Lineage: Eukaryota; Fungi; Ascomycota; Sordariomycetes; Glomerellales; Glomerellaceae. Gene Ontology annotation, molecular function: structural constituent of ribosome; RNA binding. Bases 1 to 390 code for a protein of 129 amino acids. The record is from RefSeq and is a predicted model, not a curated record. The transcript is spliced from 4 exons. Gene Ontology annotation, biological process: translation.
AUGACGAAGGGUACCUCCUCGUUUGGUAAGAGACACAACAAGACGCACACCUUGUGCCGUCGUUGCGGUCGCCGAUCGCUUCACAUCCAGAAGCACACCUGCUCCUCCUGCGGUUACCCCUCGGCCAAGACCCGCAAGUGUACGUUUUCCUCACGACGACGAACCCAGCCCGACUCAGCCCAGUCACAACUCGAGACACUUCCUCCCACGCCAACCCUCCAUCUUUCCUCCACUCCCAUCCUACACAACUGGUCCGAGAAGGCCAAGCGGAGAAAGACCGUCGGUACCGGCCGCAUGCGCUACCUCAAGGACGUCUCGCGCCGCUUCAAGAACGGCUUCCAGACUGGUGUCCCCAAGGGCUCCGCCGGCCCCACCGCCCAGCAGUCGUGA